Molecule: messenger RNA, 1337 nt
Organism: Stereum hirsutum FP-91666 SS1
Lineage: Eukaryota; Fungi; Basidiomycota; Agaricomycetes; Russulales; Stereaceae
Exons: 6
Coding region: 68-1144 (358 amino acids)
Source: RefSeq, a predicted model, not a curated record
AUCACCCUACUCCUGCCACCAAACAGCUCAUAGCCUCCACAGAAUCUAUUUCUCAACGUUGGGGACGAUGGCGAACACGUCGACUUGGCCGUCCUCGGGCGCAGAGCGUCCGACCGCUCGCUUCGUCAAGACAUCCCGCCGCUACGUCCGCAAGGCUUUUAAAGCCAUCAUGCGUUCCCAUAAAUUCCGCAUCCCUAAAUAUGACCUCCCACUGCGAUUUAGGCCUUGGUUCGUAGUCAUCACGGUGCUUGUCAUGCUCCUCCUCGCCACCCUUGGUUUCACCAACAUACCACACCAACUACCCGUCAAUGACAAGCUCCUCCAUUUCUUCUGCUUGGGCAUCGCAACCGCUCUCUUCUACUUCAUCUUCGAUGUCGAGGAAGAAGCGAGGAGGAUAUGGUUCUGGCGGUGCGCGCCUAUGAUAUUUACGGGGCUCAUAUGCUUCGUACUUGGCGGGGUUGUCAGUGAAUUCGUGCAGGCACUAUUACCGUACAAGGAGUUCCAAUUCGGCGAUGUCGUCGCAAACCUCCUAGGCUCAGCCAUAGGCCUCUACACAUCCUACAAUCUCGAGAAAUACCACCGCCACCGCCGAGAGAUCAACCGUCUCUACCGCCCUCUUACCGGCUCUUCCUCCUCCAUCAACCUCGCCUCGGACUCGGACUCCCUCUCAGACGACGAAUUCGGGGCGUACGAAUCGAGUUCCGGUUCACAGCUCCUUCCUACACAUCAUUCUUCUAGGACUGGGGCCGUUAGAUUACCGCUGACGCCCAAGACGGCUGGCCCUGCUGCCACCAAUGCUCAUGCUGUCGUUGGUGGUGGUGGAGCAGGAGGAGUAGGAAAUGGGAAGGCGGGCGGGGGGAAGGGGAGUAGGAGGGGAGAGGUGGCGUUGAUGGAUGUGUGGGAUGAGAGGGAGGAGUUGUUCGGGGUUGGGGACGAGAGUGAUGAAGAGAUGGAAAUCAUCCAGGGUAGUCCUUCGCACCCACACCAUCCCCAUCCUCCACCUCCUCAUGAUCGAGACCUUCUCGGUGAGAGCGCAGGAAAGGGGAUGGGAAAGGGAACAGGGGCGCGAGGAAAAGCGGCGUCGAAUUCGAGGCAUGUGAGGUUCGAGGAGGAGGAGGAGGAGGAGGAGGAGUUAGUUCGGUGAUGAUGCCAUCCAUAUUCAGAUUCAAAGGACGAUGGAUCGGGCGAUGAUAAUGAUUCGGUGUAAAUCGUGUAUGAGCAUCCUCCGACUUUUCUCAUUUAUUCAUAUAGACUUUGUGUCUCUUAUCUGUCCCUAGCUCGAUUGUAUCUCUUUUCUUUUCUUCCUACUUCGGUCAUCUACAGACUACACCACUGGC